CUUCUGACACUGCACGUUUCGUUCGCACGCGCGCCCUUCGCAUCGCACCGCACGAUUUUUUUCAUUUCCAAAACCAUAACGUCGUUUUGGUCCGUACACCGUGUUUGCUCGACGCCGCCGCUCUGAUCGCGUGCGAGCACAUGACACUAUCCGCCGCUCGUCAUUAUCGUUUUGUAUUUUCCAUCGACUCGCUCUAGUUAUACAUUUUGUGAUUUCGUGUUUUUUUUUUUUUUUUACUCCCAUUCUCCAAAAAUGGUGACCAAAUCGCUGAACGGACCCAGUUUCACCAUCAACCACAUAUUGGGCCGUCUGGAUGUGGACGACGAGCGGGACUGCAAGAGCCCCGGGCCGUCGACAUCCCGGUCGUUCACCACCGGCAGUGAGGCCAGCGACUGCAGUGGCGACGAUUGUCUGUGCGCCCCGGUCGACUACAGCACGCGGCCGGGUGGCAGCCCUUCGCCGCCGACGACGCCCGGUGACGUGCACCGCCAUCACCGCGGUGGCCAUCACCACCAUCACCACGACAGGCGUCCGCAUCCUACGUCUCCGUCCACGAUCGAAAUCAAACCGGAAGAGGAAGACGACGACGACCUGCCCAAGGGUGACAAGUCACCGGAACGGGACGGUGCCGGCAAAAACAAGGACGAUGCGGCCGCCACGCCGACGCCAGUCGACGACAAAAACAAGAAACCCAAUUACAGUUACAACGCUCUGAUCAUGAUGGCCAUAUCGGAAAGCCCGCAGAAGCGGCUCACGCUCAGCGGCAUCUACGAAUACAUCAUGAACAAGUUCCCGUUCUACCGGAUGAACACGCCCGCAUGGCAGAACAGCAUCCGGCACAACCUGUCGCUGAACAAGUGUUUCGUCAAGAUACCGCGGAGCUUCGACGACCCGGGCAAAGGCAACUACUGGAUGAUCGACCCAAACAGCAGCGACGUGUACAUCGGCGGCACCACCGGCAAGCUGCGCCGCCGGUCCACGCAAUCGUCCCGGCACCGCAUCGCGUACCGUCCACCGAUGCCGCCGCACAGCGUGGUCAUGCCGCAGUCGCAUCACCAUCACCAUCACCACCACGCGGCCGCCGCAGCCGCUGCCGCCGCCGCCGCGUUCUACCAUCACCGCGGCGGACCGCCACACCAUCCCGCGGCCACCGCGCCCGGCUGGCCCGGCGUGGCCGACUACCCGUCCGCCGCAGCCGCCGCGGCCGGCUUCGACUACCUGCACCAGUACUUCUGGCCACAGUCCACCGGCGCGUACCAGCAGCAGCGGCCGUCGCCGUCACCGCCCGCCACCUCCACCGGUUACUCCAUCAGUCAGCUGCUCAGGCCCACCCUGCAGGUGCCGCCCAGGAGGCCCACGGCCGUCAUACACCCCGCGGCCGCCGGCGCCCUGAUCCAGGCCACCAUGAGCAGACACCAUCAUCAUCUGCAGCAGCAGUAGUGGACGCCGCGAUGUAAGAGAGAAAAAUGAAAUUUUUUUUUUCAAAGUUACCCUACGAGUGUGUCGCACACACUUAUAUAUGUACAUAUUAUGAUAAUAUAUUAUCGU
Messenger RNA from Acyrthosiphon pisum (pea aphid), 1548 nucleotides. Its product is annotated as fork head domain transcription factor slp1-like. The transcript has a single exon. The coding region runs from base 253 to 1440 and encodes 395 amino acids. Gene Ontology annotation, molecular function: DNA-binding transcription factor activity; sequence-specific double-stranded DNA binding. Gene Ontology annotation, biological process: regulation of transcription by RNA polymerase II. The record is from RefSeq and is a predicted model, not a curated record. Lineage: Eukaryota; Metazoa; Arthropoda; Insecta; Hemiptera; Aphididae. Gene Ontology annotation, cellular component: nucleus.